AUGGAUGAAAUACCGUUUUGUAUAACAUUUGAAACUUCUUUCGAUCCUUUCAAAUCUGUUUUUGGCUCCGUGAUCGCUACAAAAAAUCGAUUAUUCAAUAAUAAGAAAAAUGGAAAAAUAUUACUUCGAAGUAAAAGUGAACGGUCGUCACCAACGAGAAAAUCCUCUUAUGUCAAAAAAAUUGUAAGAUUUUCUGAUCUCGAGCAAGCGGAAUAUGUCAGUGCGCAAACAAGUGCAAGAGAAAACAUAUGCAAUGACGGAAAUCCAGCGUCUGAAGCUUUAUGUAAAUUUUUUUGGUUACCGAAUGAAAAUGAGUUAAGAUGGUUGACGUCGGAACGAUAUGUUCAUUUGGAAAGCGUAAGGUGGUUCGGACGUGCAAUAACUGGCGUCGUUCGCGUGAAAAACGUCGCUUAUGAAAAAAAAGUUGAAAUUAAAUACACCUACGAUGAUUGGAAAACAUUUCAAAGCACCUAUGGAGCUUAUUCAGGGUCGCCUCUGUCUAGCCAGGAUCAAUUUUCUUUUUGCAUAUUUUUACCUUAUCUUCUGUUUGAUUUGCAAGUGUUUUUCUGUAUACGAUAUGAAGCUGCUGGUGCUGUUCACUGGGACAGUAAUGGUGGUGCAAAUUAUAAACUUUAUUGCAAACCAAUUGCUCCCUCAAACAGAAAUCCAUUUUUCGACACUGAUUGCUCAAUUUUCUUCUAG
Dracunculus medinensis (Guinea worm) is the source of this 702-nucleotide messenger RNA. The record is from the annotation of a GenBank genome assembly. Lineage: Eukaryota; Metazoa; Nematoda; Chromadorea; Rhabditida; Dracunculidae.